Molecule: messenger RNA, 2015 nt
Organism: Salmo salar (Atlantic salmon)
Lineage: Eukaryota; Metazoa; Chordata; Actinopteri; Salmoniformes; Salmonidae
Gene: lppr1
Product: Lipid phosphate phosphatase-related protein type 1
Biological process (GO): phospholipid metabolic process; phospholipid dephosphorylation; signal transduction
Cellular component (GO): plasma membrane
Molecular function (GO): phosphatidate phosphatase activity
Source: RefSeq, a predicted model, not a curated record
GAAUAGAAUUUAGACUCCUCCUCGUCGUGUGUGCCGUUGCGAGGGGUCCUUGAUGGGGUUCUCAUCACCCAUGUAACAGCUACAAGCAGACACUGUAGCGCUGGUUAACAAUAUGGAGUAGCAUGCACGCUUUUGGCCAUUAUUUUCUUCCAUUCUUUUUGAUGGAUGUGAACGUCGAUUGGAAUAAACGUUCAUCACACGACUGAGAUCCAGACUGAUCCGUUCCUUGCUGAGACAACAUGGCUUCUGACAACACACAGCGCAGUUACUCAAUCAUCCCCUGUUUCAUCUUCGUAGAGCUGGUGAUAAUGGCAGGGACCGUCCUGCUGGCCUACUACUUUGAGCUGACCGACACGUUCGGCAUCCACGUCCAGGGGUUCUUCUGCAACGAUGCUGACCUGAUGAAGCCUUACCCCGGGGUGGACGAGAGCAGCUUCAUCCCUCCCCUCAUCCUCUACUGCGUGGUCACCGCUGUUCCCACCACCAUCAUCUUCAUCGGGGAGGUCUCCAUGUACGUCAUGAAGUCCACGCGGGCGGUGCUACUAACCCAGGAGAAGACCAUGGUGACGGGGGAGUGCUGCUACCUGAACCCCCUGGUCAGGAGAGUCGUCAGGUUUAUUGGUGUGUUUGCGUUUGGUCUGUUUGCGACAGACAUCUUUGUAAACGCGGGGCAGGUGGUGACGGGCAACCUGACGCCUUACUUCCUGUCUGUGUGUAAGCCCAACUACACCGGCACCGAGUGUCGCUUCAACCACCAGUUCAUCUCCAACGGUAACAUCUGUACCGGCAGCCCGGUCGUCGUGGAGAAGGCUCGACGCUCCUUCCCUUCCAAAGACGCUUCGCUCAGCGUCUACUCGGCAGUCUAUGUCACCAUGUACAUCACUAGCACCAUAAAGACUAAGAGUAGCCGCCUGGCCAAACCGGUGCUGUGCCUGGGUACCCUGUGUACGGCCUUCCUCACCGGGCUCAACCGGGUCUCGGAGUACCGGAACCACUGUUCUGAUGUCAUGGCUGGGUUCAUCCUUGGUAGCUGUAUCGCUCUCUUCCUGGGUAUCUGUGUGGUGAACAAAUUUAAAGGAGCUCACUCCCCUCCUGCCAAACAGAAGACUGAGGAUUACCGUGGUCUCCCUCUAAUGACCUUACCCCGCAUUCAGAGCCCCCUGGAGAUGCUCAGCGCGCAGAAUCAUUCGGCAUCGAUGACUGAGGUCACAUGACUAGCGGGGACCGAGGGGGGACAACACCGGGUCACCUUUGCAUCUCCUCAACACAACUUCUAGGCACAAUGUUUUGUACUGUCCUACUACUGUAAAAAAAAAAAAAAAAAGGACAGUAUUCUGGUAUAACUAGUUAGAGGCUGAUGUUUUGUACAAGGGAGUAUGUGCUGUAGCCUACCUAACCCUGAAGAUGUUACUGUAGGUUUGUAAAUAAUAAGCAGGAAAUCUGUGAAUCCUCCUGGGAUUUCUGGGAACUUAGGGAAAGUUCCAACCCUGGUCUGAACUGAACUGUCAAGACUGACUUACAUAGUCAUUCCUCCUCUCUCAUCAUGUUUUACAUCACAAAGUAAAUCUAAUAUGCAGUAUCUAAUGUUAUGGAAAAUUUGAUGUCAUUCUGUGGUAUUUGUACAAAUACUUCGAUCUAUUCUGUUUAUUGACUAAAGUUAAAUGUUUUAUUUUUAUCGCUGUAUAAAAUAUUUUGUCUUUUUUUUUUUUGCCUGCUGUUUUUCAGGAAUGUUGUUGGUAUUCAUAAUGUUUUUGGGAAACAAACGUCUCAUUGGAUUGUGACUUGGUGUGGUAUUGUUUUCCUUCAUGGCAGAAUACAGAAACUGCCGUUCUCUCAGCAUGGAACUAAACAGUUGAACUGUUUAGUUCUCUCAGCAUGGAACUAAACAGUUGAACUGUUUAAAUACAUAUUCCUUAUUUGUAUAGUGUCUUUCUUUGAAAAAUACAUAUUUAUUUAGAAAUGCUGCAUAUAUUUUUCUUGAUUUGUGAACAAAAUAAAUAGUCCGUAGCAGAGUA